AUGUCGGGCGGCGUCUUCUACCUCGACGAGGACCGUGACAGGGAUCCAUCUCCAACAGAAUCUCGAGACUCGCCCAGCCCCCAACUAUCUGGUACCUCGACACCAUCAGUACCGACACAGACACAGACACAGCCCACGCCAAUCAACCCCACGACCCCGAGCACACUCCAGGUACCUCAACAGUCCGCAUUCUCGCAAUCGCCGGCGUUUGGUCGCAAGUCGGGGGUCUUUGCAGCCACACCCUCCUUCCCAUCGCCUCUAGCUCAGGCUAUCACAGUCCAAUCGCACUCGGACAGCUCGUCGGCCUCCUCUCAUUCGUCUCCAAACCAGUCUGACAAUGAGGACAACUCGGAACUCCCGGGCCCCGCCGCGGGGCACGAUUCGGCUAGGCCUCGGAAGCGCGCGACGUCGGCCGCAUCCAAGGCCCGAUCCAACUCGUCCCCUAGCGAGUCUACUACCGCCUCAUCCUCGCGCCGAUCCUCACGCCCACCGAGUCCUGCGCAACCGCGACAGCAGAUUCUCACACCAGGAGCCCUGCUCAUGAAUCGCGUCAAGCGUUCCAGCAGCAACUCGCCUGCAGCUCCGACGGGGGGCCCUGUUAGGAGCUCGCCACCGCGCCUCUCGCCUGGCCACCGUGAAGAUCUCCCUCAAAGCAGGCCCAGAUCGUCAUCUCCAAGUGACUCUAGGCACAGUGCGAGCGGAUCUAGCGGGCGCGGACUGGAGCCUGCGCAAACUGGGGGCUCCAGUCCACUCGCCUUUGGCAGUCCAGAUCUCGACGCCAGUGAACCCAUUGCAUCGCCACGUCCGGUCGUGGCCAAGCUCGCACAACGAGACCGUGACAGCAACAUCCUCGGGUUGGGUUGGACACCAAGCUGGGCAGAGGCCGGAGCUGCGGGAACCAACAGGGAGAGGGAGAAGCUAAAGAGCAGCCACCUGCGCUCACCAAGCCCGCGGAAAGAUAUGCCUUCCCCCAUUCCAUCCAUGCGCCCGCGGCGAGCCUCCGAAUUCCUGCGACCGUCGUCUAUGGACUUGCGCAAGAUGCCGCCACCGUUGCUGCCGUUAGCAAGGAGUCUGGCCGGCACCGCACCGUCUCUGUCGACGUCAGCGUCCAUGAUCUCGCCGCUGAACCCUCUGCCGUCACCGUGGAACGAGUUUUCCAGUGGCAAGGAGGGCAUGUCAACCGAGUCAUCGUCGGCUGCACCGCCGGCACUCCGUCUCAAUCGUGUUCCGGCCAGCGUACUAAAGGCGGCUGAUCUUAUCAAAUCGUCACAUACCCCUCCACUGCCCUUUGCGGAUUCCCCAAGUUCAUCGGCUUCCGUCUCCACGCCGAACCCCUCACCAGUCGGUUCCGAGUCUGUAUCGGGCUUGAGCGCGACGCGCAAGUAUGCGCUGGGGCCAUCAGCGACCCUACCGCCGGGAUCUCCCUCGGCGGCGGCAACGAGCCGAAUAUCAUCAACAUACUGGGAGCAUUCCCCGGGCACAAGCCCGUCCUCUCCGCCAGAUGAGUCGCAAGCUCCAGGUCUCUCUCCCUCCAUGUCUAUCUCAUCCGACAUCCGAAGCGGUUCGACGAACCCAAUAUCUGUUCCUCACGGCCACAGCCGCGCCAGAUCCUCGCUCCAGGAUGCGCUCCGCUCGCCAGCGAGUCUCGUGAUGUCGUCUCCUCCGACCAGUAUUGCGUCGCCAGGGUCGGCCAGCGCGAUGUCUAACGUUACAGAGGGCUCGGGUGACAGUGGGAGUGCUGCUGGUAUUCCUGGCAUCCCUGUUAGAAGCCGCAUGCGGUCGGUGUCGCACAGGGGCGGCCUCGCUAUGGAUCUCGCAGGAAUCACGUCCAUCGGUGACGCGGCAAGCCACGCCAACAUGAUCAUCCAGAGUCGACAAGCCAAGGUCCAGAGGUGGCGACCCGAUACCCUUGGUGGCGUCAUGGUUUCAGGGCAAAUACCUCCAUUGCGCUCUGCGGCGGAUACGGCGUCGUCGCGCUUCAGCGCGUCGUACGUCGACAGGUCAUCGUCAUUCGGGGGAUGGGAGCGCUCCGCGCCCGCACCCGCCACAGCUGGAUCAAGCCCCCAGACCGACAGGCACGGCCAAUCAGGAUCACAAGAGCCGAUGCCGCAGUUGGGUGGUAUUGGGAUGGAGAAGCAAGUCUCGGCAACGGGCGGCAUCGCGGGCAUCGAGUGGGUCGACUGGAUGGAUAACUACAAGGCGUACAAGGCCGAGAAGAUCCGGGCCGAGGAGAACGCAGCGUCAUCGAUACAGGCGGCGCAAUCUGCGCCGGUAAGCACCCUUCAGUCGCCAGCGAUGGACGGCGAUCUCUCGAGAUAUGAAGGGUUCCCGAGGGUGGCUACAACACCGAUUGCAGGCGAACGUCCGUCGACCUCCAGCGCUGUCCGAGAUGACGGCUCAACUCUGUCACAAUCCAUGUCAUCGCUAUCGCCGUCGAAUUCGGUGUCGUUUGGCGGUACACGCCGUAGCAUGUCCGUCCGGUCGAGCACUUCGGCCAUAGACGGCAAGGCUUCGCAGCGUCGCGCAUUGGGCCACGAGCGGACUGCCACCCACAUCGGACACGACAGGGCAACGCGGCAGUCCUCAGGCGGAUCUACACGAUCCAAUAUAGAUCCACAAUUGCGGCGGAAGAAGAACCUCGUGACCAAGAUGGAGGGGUGGUGGAACGCUGUCAAGAGCAAUUUCAGUAACGAGCUGUCCCCCUCAGAGCAUCGCACCAACUACUCUCAGCCCCGUGUUCCAUCAGCGCCGCAGAGUCCUCGUGCCAGCGAGAAGUCUCCGAGCUUAGGUUCCAGCCUCAUGCCUCCCGCACCAGCAAGACGCGCGUCGUCCUCGUCUGGGCGAUCGAUACGCGCUGCGACAUCACAUGUCGAGUUACGCUCGCCACAGCACCAGCCGGUGGAGGCAACGGCAUCCGAGCCAACAAGCCGGCUUUCGACACUGGCAGCUGCUGUGACGCAGCCUCCACCCGCGCUGUCCAAGGAGGGCGACAUUGGGCAUGUUGAACGGCACUCCCCAGCCCGUCCGCGCCUGGAAACGCGCCGCAACCAGCCGUCACUCCGCCUCGACUUGGAUUCGAACGUUCUCCUUCCGCGCCCACACACGGCUGCUCAAACCACCAGUUCUCACGCCACCGGUUCCAGUGGCUUCGCUUCGCAGGUGGGCUCAGGAUCACAGCCGGCGCCACAUGAGUCAAGAUCGUCCUCGUACGGCUUUGGUAAGGGCUUCACUCCAGGACCCACGCGAUGGGACGGUCAGCUUUUGCCGUCGCCGACGACCAUGGCUCAGGCGCCCGGAUCGGCUUCAAAUGAGAACAAGCCCGUCGCGCCGGGCGCAGAGAUCACUAUCGCUUCCGUGCGCCAACAUGUCAAGCAGCGCCUCAACGCAGCCAAGGAGCAAUGCGACCUGACUUUGAAGAGGAUCAUCGACAAGAUGACCAUGUAUGAGGAUCAGCGGAUCAAUGCGGCAUCCGAAUACGUCGACGAGAACCGGCAGGACUACUUUGACACUUUCAUGGACUCGCCAGUCCUUGACUCUACUGAUACUGAGGACGACUCUGCAGUGCCGCCUUUCGGCCGUGGGUCUGCCAAGUCUUCCCACGCUGACUCGCCAGUGUCCUCCCGCGGUCCAAGCAGACGAGGUUCGAUGUCGAUGUCAUCCUCGGCGGUCAUGUCCAGCCCAUCGCGACGGAUGGCCUUGUUGUCCAGUGUGCCCUCCAGUCCCCGACGCUCCAUGAGCCGCCGACGACCUAGCGUCGUCCCACGCGUCAUGCCCCGCGAUAUGACUCCUCGUGGACUCGAGGUUGAUCCGAACCCUUCGGCAUCUAGUUCGCGAUCAACCUCGAGAUCGCGCUCGCCAAUGCCCCACAUACGGCCAAUCGCGCCCAGCUUCUUCCUUGAUGGUGGUACAGAGGCUGAGCGCCAGUUCCUGCAUACCCUACAGGACCUGAUCGUCCUCGCCACUGAUGUCCUUGACCUCUCGGUGGACAGUCUCGUCUCGCGCCCUACAGCAUGCGUCGACAUCAUCCGCCAGCUCCAGAAGACCGGCCAGGCCUGGGACGAGCAUGAGGAUUGGCCAGGGCGUGACUGGUACGUCGACAUCCUGAUGGCCGUCGCUGCUCUCGGCCGCGUACUCGACUGGUGGCAGGCAGAGAAGGGCUUCUGGAACUUUGCGGACGACGACGUGAAUGAGCCGCUCAGCUAUGUCCUCCGCCCAGCCAAGGAGACGCCACACUUCGACCUCGAGCCUGUGUCCGCGCGACCGCUGAGUUCGGCAGGCGUGUCGCCCAUCGUGUUACCUGCUCAGGGCCCGGGGUUGCACGACCCCUCGAUGUUGACCGCGAGUAUCACCCUCCCCCCGCUGGACGAUCAUGCGCUCAAUCCCUCAGACAAGCCGACCGUGUCGCAGGCUUUACAGGCGAUCCAGGACUUGCGGACUCUUGCCGAGCAGGUCAAGAGCAUCAACAUUGUCAUGGAGCUAUCGCUCCAGGGUGAAGAGAUCCUAUACGUCAACGACGCCAUCUACGAGGUUCUUGGUCGCGAACCUGACGAUGUUCUGGACCUACCGAUUUCCGAUAUUACCGCCCCUGCAGACUGCGCGCACUUCGCAGAGGCGACGAAAACGUUGCUUGAGGAUGACAGCAACACGGUGGAACUGCGAUUCCGCCUCGAGGUGCACGACGGUAUUGAAGACGAGUCGGCCGAGGGCCGUCCACCUGGGCCCGUGUAUAUCGAACUCGAGGGCGUGGGCAUGCUCAUCCGCGAGAAUGACGAGCCAUCCCAUACCAUGUGGGUCAUGAAACCCGUCACUGCCACCAAGGUCGAUGGCUUGACCGAGGCGCUGUUCCCGCGCGACGGCGUCAUCUCCACCGAGUCGGUGUUAUGCCGCAUCUGCGAACGCGAGAUCGUGGCUUGGUUCUUCGAGAAGCACAACGAGACGUGCGACGCGGUGCAUCGACUAGAAGCUGAGAUCUCACAAACAGACGAUUGCAUCGGCGAGCUGAUCCACGCGUGUAACAAGUUGCUUGUGGAGAUCGAGGCGACCGCGGCCAUGGAUUUGCAGGGCCAGAUGGUUAUUUUUUACUCCAUGCCCCACUGCCUGUCCAACAGCUUGUCGUUCACCACCGAUCCGAUGGGCGUGGAGGUCAGGAAGUUCGACAUGUACCACCUCGAGGACGCGAUCAGCAUUCUCACACUGGCGCGCCAGAUCGAAACACCCAGUGUGCAGGAAGACGAGGCCGACUUACCAUUCAACUUCCAGCGGUAUCUCUCCCCGGCGUCAGAGGAGAAACUGGCAGCCAUCACCCGCUGGCAGAAGCCUCAAACGUCCGAUCGCGCACUUGGCGUUCUCCUGACUCUGGUCGAGGAACAACUGCGCUGCAAGCAAAUGGCGACCGCGCGCAUGCAGAGCACCAUCCGGUACUCAGAGAAGACGCGCCAUGAAUGGGAGGACAAGGUCAACCGGAUGCUGGCUGAAAGCGACAGCGGCUCCGACAGCGGCUCGGAUGGCGGUGCAGGGCAAACAGACCCGGUGGAAAACUCACCGCCAGGGCAGCGUAAAAUCGCGCCACUCGCACGCCUGCCCAUUACGCAGGGACACCCGGCAAGAUGGCCUCAGACCCUCGAGGAAUCUACAGCGAACACCAAACCGUCCCGAUCAGCCACGUUGCCCACGACUGCGGAGGAGCCCGAGCCGUCGCCAGAGUCAAGCCCGAUCGAAAGAGCUGUUGCAACGCCCGAGGCACGAGAAGUUUUGACGCCGAUCCCCAACGCACCAUCGACGCCGCUCACGCAGAUGUCCGGGGCGCCGAACGAGAUCGAACCAUUGUCAGCCAGAAUGGGCGCUCUCGGCCUCCAUGGCUCUCCGUCAUUGUUAUCGCCAGUGACCACAACCUCCGCGUCUCCGCAGGUCAAGGGGCUAGACCGCAGCAAGUCGGGCCACUCGCGGAAGGUGUCGACAAACAAGGUCCCGAUGUCGCCUGCUGUUGGAGCAUCACGUGCCGUGCAGCCUUCGAUCAAGGACUUCGAGAUCAUCAAGCCGAUCAGCCGUGGGGCGUUCGGGUCGGUCUAUCUUGCCAAGAAGGUGACGACGGGCGACUACUACGCCAUCAAGGCGCUGAAGAAGGCCGACAUGAUUGCCAAGAACCAGGUCACCAACGUCAAGGCCGAGCGAACCAUCCUGAUGAACCAGGCGAGCUCGCCGUAUGUCGCCAAGCUCUACUUUUCUUUCCAGAGCAAAGAAUACCUCUACCUGGUGAUGGAGUACCUCAACGGCGGCGAUUGCGCAACGCUGGUCAAGAUGCUCGAGGGCCUCCCGAUUGACUGGGCGCGCAACUACAUCGGCGAGCUCAUCUUAGGUCUCGAGUAUCUCCACUCGCGCAACGUCGCACACCGUGACAUCAAGCCCGACAACCUUCUGAUCGACUCGCACGGUCACCUCAAACUCACCGACUUUGGCUUGUCCAAGAUCGGUCUGUUGAACCGCCAGAUCGGAGGCCCACGAGCGCCGUUCCUCAAGGGCACGAAUCUGCGUGCGACCGCGUCUACACGUAGAGGAUCGAUGUUCUCCUCAGUCACUGACUCACCGGUCAUGUCCCCGGAGCUCAUGCCGACAAGCACGCUGCAUCAGAACUUUUACACGCACGACGGGGGGUCCACCGACGAGUCGAGCGGAUCAGAGUCGGGAGGCCUGGUACCCAAGCAUCUCGCGCAUCUUCGCCAUCUCUCAGCCAUUCCGAAGAUGUCGGCCGACUUAUCCAACCCCGGCACGAGCACGGAGCCACCACGGUUCGUGGGCACACCUGAUUACCUUGCACCAGAGGGCAUCCUAGGCGGCAGUACCGACGACCGCAUGGCAGACUGGUGGGCUGUUGGCGUGGUGCUCUACGAGUUCAUCUAUGGGUUCCCGCCCUUCCACGCUGAGACCCCCGAUAAGGUGUUUGACAACAUCAUCUCACGCCGUAUAGAUUGGCAUGAGGAUGAGAUGGACCUCCCCGUCGAGGCGCGUGACCUCAUGGACCGGCUGAUGUGCACGAACCCGGCCACCCGGUUGGGCGCACACGGCGCUGAAGAGAUCAAGCAGCACGCCUUCUUCGCGGGCAUCAACUGGGCGACGCUCACGACGGGCCCUGCGCUCUUCGUGCCUGAUGCGACAGAUCCGGAGUCGACAGACUACUUCGAUCCUCGUGGCGCAACAGGUGGUCAGUUCGACGAGGACACGUCAACAUCACCCAAGAUCAAGCCCCCCGAACACCAUCAGCAUCCUAGCGGCGACUCGGACGACUUUGGGACUUUCAACUUCAAGAACCUCCCGGUCCUGAAGCAGGCCAACGAUGAUGUAAUCAAGCGUAUCCGCAGCGACAGCAUGGCCGCAAGCGCCCUGUCACCGGAGCAGCAGCCGAAGGAGUUCCGUCGAAAACACGCGCGCAGCGUCUCGCGCGUACAGGGUCCGCCGAGCCCUUCCACCUCGACCUCGAGCGCAGGCUCGACGCCGUCCAGGCUCGCGCUGAGCCCAACUACUCCCGCGGGUGGACACACCCGCCGUCCCAGCGAGAUUAGCGCUCUCGAACGGGUAAAAAGCACUGACGACGACGGCGGCGCCCACCGGCGGCGCCCCAACCGAUUUAGGACUGGCAGCGUGUCCUCUGCCUCGGAUAGGAGUGUAGUUGUCGACCCCUGGAAGGCACAAAAACGGGCGCUGUUUGACAAGGAGGGCAUGCUCCUCUCUGCGGCUGACCUCACUCCGACGGACCGCCCACUGUCCGUCCUGAUUGCCGAAGACAACCCCAUCUCACAGAAGAUGCUCGAAACGCUUCUCGUUCGCAUGGGCUGCGAGUGCGUGUGCGUCAAGGACGGACCCGGAGCGCUUGCCGCGGCCAUGGGAUCCAUCAAGUACGACGUGAUCAUCUGCGACAUGCACAUGCCCUUUGUUUCGGGCGAGCAGGUUGCGCGCAUGCUCCGGUCCACAGCCAACCCGAACCAAGACACGCCCAUCAUCGCAGCGACCUCGUACGACCAAUCCGUUACUGAGGAGGGUACGCUGUUCAGCGCCGUCCUCGCCAAGCCGUUCCACAAGAUCGACCUUCUCCGCUGCCUCGCCAAGGCAGGCUUUACACUCAGCUGCGCGACACUCGGACCCGGUGGAGAAACCCCCGUCCAUACUCCCUCCUGA
This is a messenger RNA of Cutaneotrichosporon cavernicola, 8169 nucleotides long. RefSeq lists its product as uncharacterized. The record is from RefSeq and is a predicted model, not a curated record. Lineage: Eukaryota; Fungi; Basidiomycota; Tremellomycetes; Trichosporonales; Trichosporonaceae. Gene Ontology annotation, biological process: phosphorelay signal transduction system; peptidyl-serine phosphorylation. Gene Ontology annotation, molecular function: protein serine/threonine kinase activity; ATP binding. Gene Ontology annotation, cellular component: nucleus; cytoplasm. The coding region runs from base 1 to 8169 and encodes 2722 amino acids. The transcript has 5 exons.